AUGUCUGCUCCAACAAGAAGCCUACGACGCCUGUCAUCUUUCAGAAACGCCAUAUCUCCAGCAUCGACCAUAAUUGCCCCCGUCGGCCGCCGAAGCUAUGCUACAACGGACUCCUCAUCCGCUACCAACACACCGGGAACCACACGGCGGAAAGCAACAACAUUCAAGGACAAGCUGAAUGCAGGACCCUCAUUCUCAGACUUCGUCUCGGGAGGACAAGAGCCACCCCUUGACCCUUCAGAGGCCUAUGCUCUUAAGACCGCGCUCGUCGGCCCCGCCGGUCGCAAGAAGGAAAUGACUCGACUGCCCGAAUGGCUGAAGACCCCCAUUCCGGACUCAAAGAACUACCAGCGCCUUAAGAAGGAUUUGCGAGGAUUGAACCUACACACUGUCUGCGAGGAGGCCCGGUGCCCCAACAUCUCCGACUGCUGGGGUGGUAGCGAUAAGUCCUCCGCCACGGCAACAAUUAUGCUGAUGGGCGAUACCUGCACCCGCGGAUGCCGUUUCUGCAGUGUCAAGACAUCCCGCACUCCCCCACCCCUCGAUCCGCACGAACCCGAGAACACCGCUGAGGCCAUCUCCCGCUGGAGCUUGGGAUAUGUGGUGCUGACCAGCGUGGACCGUGACGAUCUGGUAGACGGCGGCGCGCGCCACUUCGCCGAGACGGUUAUCAAAAUCAAGCAGAAGAAGCCGAGUAUGCUGGUCGAGUGUUUGACCGGUGAUUUCCGCGGCGACACAGAGAUGGCGGCGUUGGUCGCGCGGUCCGGCCUGGAUGUCUACGCGCACAAUGUCGAGACUGUCGAGGAGCUCACACCCUUUGUCCGCGAUCGCCGCGCCACCUUCCAGCAGUCCAUUCGCGUGCUGGAUGCUGCCAAGAAAGCUGUUCCGGAUCUUGUCACCAAGACUUCGCUCAUGCUCGGUCUUGGUGAGACGGAUGAGCAGCUCUGGGACGCUCUGCGUCAGCUCCGCGCUGUCAAUGUUGACGUCGUGACCUUUGGUCAGUACAUGCGUCCUACGAAGCGCCACAUGGCUGUCCAUGAAUACGUGACGCCUGACCGCUUCGAGCUCUGGCGCCAGCGUGCCCUCGAUAUGGGAUUCUUGUACUGUGCCUCCGGUCCCUUGGUACGAAGCAGUUACAAGGCUGGUGAGGCGUUCAUCGAGAACGUUCUCAAGAAGCGCCGUUCUGGCUCUGGUGCCGCUGAGGGCACUGUCGACCAGAGCGCUGCUACCACAGGCGAGGUUACCCAGUGA
Molecule: messenger RNA, 1251 nt
Organism: Penicillium paradoxum
Lineage: Eukaryota; Fungi; Ascomycota; Eurotiomycetes; Eurotiales; Aspergillaceae
Product: lipoate synthase
Exons: 1
Coding region: 1-1251 (416 amino acids)
Biological process (GO): lipoate biosynthetic process
Cellular component (GO): mitochondrion
Molecular function (GO): 4 iron, 4 sulfur cluster binding; lipoate synthase activity
Source: RefSeq, a predicted model, not a curated record